UAUUAACUUUAUAAUGGGAGAUAAUAAUAUUUUACCGUAUCCUUACGAAUUUCGUGAUAUAAGUGACGAAGAAAAGUCCCUUUUGAAUAAACUCCAUACUUAUCCGGAUGCAUCAAACUCAGCUCGCGUUGGCCCCAAGGGUUAUAUAGUGAACAAAGUUUUCAAAAAGGAUGCUGCUAAUAUCUACAACAUGCCGCUCAGGCCUAGCGACAUAUUUGUCACCAGCUAUCAAAGAUCAGGAACUACAUGGACCCAAGAGCUGGUGUGGCUGCUGGCAAGUGAUUUGGAUUAUGAAAAAGCUUUAGCUGUUCCACUUACCGAAAGAUAUUCGUUUUUGGAAAUGUUUAUGUUUGUACCAGACGCAGGGUUAGAAAGUUUCAUAAAGACUGUGAGUACGAAUAGUGAAAAUUUUAAUAAGGAAAAGAUGAUGGGACUUGUUAAUUGGCUCGGUACUCCGGUAUCGCGCGCCCUGGCCACCACGCCGUCACCACGAUUUAUAAAGUCCCACCUUCCGAUGUCUUUGCUGCCUCCAAAACUCUUAGACACAGCAAAAAUGGUGUACAUCGCCCGGGAUCCUAGAGACGUUGUCGUAUCAUACUACCAUCAUACCAGACUUUUCAUGCUGACAGGUUUUAAUGGGACUUUCAAGGAGUUUUGGCACCUAUUCCAUCAGAGUUUAUUGCCGUUAACACCAUACUUCGAGCACGUCAAAGAAGCUUGGGAGAAGAGACAUGAUCCGAACAUGCUGUUCCUGUUUUAUGAAGAUUUGUCAAAGAACUUGCCUGAUGCAGUUAAACGUGUCGCGAACUUCUUGGGUAAAAAAUUGGAUAACGUCCAGACCGCUGCUCUCUGCGAUCACUUGAGUAUUGAGAACUUUAAGAAAAAUAAAUCUGUCAACUUUGAGGAGUUCAGAGCACUCGGAAUGCUCGCCAAGGACGAAGCAUUUGUUAGAAAAGGUAAAACUGGAGGUUGGCGUGACUACUUCGACGAGGAGAUGACGAAACAAGCUAAACAAUGGAUCGAGGACAACCUGAAGGAUACUGACUUGCGCUUUCCACUCAAUAAAUAAAUGCUUCAAUUCCGUAAAUUAUUACUGAGCUACCUAUAUUACAUUAUACGCACAUAU
Spodoptera exigua (beet armyworm) is the source of this 1126-nucleotide messenger RNA. The record is from the annotation of a GenBank genome assembly. Lineage: Eukaryota; Metazoa; Arthropoda; Insecta; Lepidoptera; Noctuidae.